AAGUUGGUUGCGAUCCGCCAUUAAACCCAAAGAAGAAGAGGAAGAAAAAGAUCGGGCUCACCACUACAGCACAGCAAGCACACCUAAUACUUCGCGGCACUGAUGCAGACAGAGAGUUCCGCGAGGCUCACUCGGAGGCUGCUGGUUUUAUUAGCUGAUAGCUCUGUGUUACGUCAUCUAUUGGGAUAACUUUACGACACACAACAUAACGGCUUAAUUUCUUCGUGUUGGUCUCCAAAGGGCAGUGAACCAGCAUGUUUGGAGCGGUGGUUGUUGGCAUCGGCACAGCCGGCUGGGUGAGGAUCCGAGACAUGUUGGCUCCUCUGCCUGGCAGUGCUGCAGAGAAACUCAACGUCAGAGCUUUCAUUUCCAGGAGGAGUCUGGACGCUCAGCAUGGAGUGAGCCAGGUGUCCACAGAGGAGGCUGUGAGCAGAGAGGACAUCCAGGUGGCGUUCAUCUGCACGGAGAACGUGUCUCAUGAAGAGAACGUCAGAACUUUUCUACAGGCAGGAAAACACGUGUGUGUGGAAUAUCCCAUGACCAUGGACCACAAAGCUGCGCUAGAGCUUUGGAACCUGGCCCAGGAAAAAGGAGUUGUUCUCCAUGAGGAACACAUUGAGCUGCUGACCGAAGACUUCAAAGAGCUGAAGAGAGAGGUGGAGGGGAAGCUCCUGCAGGAAGGAACGCUGCAUUUCACCGGUGGAGUUCUGAAGCCUGGAUUUGGUUUCCCAGCAUUCAGCGGUAUUGCUCGCCUCACGUGGUUGGUGGAGUUGUUCGGGGAGCUGUCGGUAACAGCGGCAUCAAUGGAGGAAGACUCAGGAAACAACUACAGCAAGAUGACUGCAAAGCUGCUGACGUCUGACAGCAGACCUCUGACGUGGAUUGAAGAACGGGGGCCGGGCCUCCCGAGGGCCAAGAACAUCAACUUUCAAUUUGACUCGUGCACUCUGGGCAAGGUUCCCCCUGCACCCAGAGGGGCAGUGGGUCUCUUCAUGCAGGACCUGAUCCACUUCUCUUCCAAACUGGCAGGCCAAGUGAGUCCCAAGGAGCUCCACAGAGAGAAGAUCCGGAUCCUGCACUGCCUGAGACUGGCCGAGAGUAUACAGCAACUUUGCACAAGAUAGAUGGGGACUCUCCUAGUUAUGACCUUAAAUCAUGAUAUUACAAUACGAUUUCUUUAACUGAAUCACCAUACCCUUACAUCUAAGCACUACUAAGUUGUGUUAUUUCAUCAGAACUCAAGUACAGUAUUGAUGUUAUUUACAGUUUAUUUAUUUUACCAGAUCUCAUUGUUGACUUUUUCACAUGAAGCUUGAAUAAACGUGGUUAUAACCCUGCUGAAGCAUCGACAGAAGAAUCAACAGCUGGAAAUUAUGUUCAAUGACAAACCAAUGGUUCCAAAGCAAUACUUUGAGGAGCUGCUUGAAUUUAAGAGACAGACAGAAAGCUGGUGGACAUAUCUAUUGAAUUGCAAUGUAGUGUGGUCACUGGAGACACAUUAAGAUCUAUUAAUCAGCUUGGGGAAUCAAAUUGUUUUUAAUUGACAUUAAAAAUAAUAAUACACAUUGACAUUUUUCCUGCAUUACCUUGAUUAAAGCCUCCACAUUUACGAUCGAA
Messenger RNA from Eleginops maclovinus (Patagonian blennie), 1617 nucleotides. RefSeq names its product biliverdin reductase A (gene blvra). NCBI's taxonomy places the organism in Eukaryota, Metazoa, Chordata, Actinopteri, Perciformes, Eleginopidae. The record is from RefSeq and is a predicted model, not a curated record. Gene Ontology annotation, molecular function: nucleotide binding; zinc ion binding; biliverdin reductase [NAD(P)H] activity. Bases 255 to 1124 code for a protein of 289 amino acids. Gene Ontology annotation, biological process: heme catabolic process. The transcript has 7 exons.